Molecule: messenger RNA, 1026 nt
Organism: Aegilops tauschii subsp. strangulata
Lineage: Eukaryota; Viridiplantae; Streptophyta; Magnoliopsida; Poales; Poaceae
Source: RefSeq, a predicted model, not a curated record
AUGCCGGAGUUCAACGCGCACGGCCACGUCCGAACUUGGGCCAAGCCGCCGGAGGAUCAAGUGCAGGAGUUUUUUGACACCUUGGAGGAGAAGUACGUCCGCACCGAACCGCGGCUCGUCCAGGACACCACCCAGGCAGAGCUGGACUACAGCGCCGCCAUGGCGGUGGAGGCAGAGCUCGGCAAGGAGGCCGGCAGCGCCGGCGGCGUGGAGGACAAGGCCACGGUGGCUGCGGAGGAAAAGGAGCUUGCCCAAUGGGCGGAGUCCGCUGGGGAGGCCAACGCUCCCUCGGUGGACCGGGAGGACAUAGAUACCGUCAUCGAGGAUGUCGCCAAGGAUGCCGCGGCGGAGGACAAGAAGAUCACCACCGAGGAGGCCGCCAAGGAUGCUACCGAAGGUGCCACCAAUGGGCAUGCUAGGGAGUCCGGCAAGGCUGCUGCCAAGGAGGCCGACAAGGCCGCUGCCGAGGAGGAGGCGGUUGAUGACCAACCUUCCGCCUCCGCUGCCUCUGGCUCAGGGACGGCGAGCACCGGGGCGCCCGUCGAAGCUGAGGUGUUCGAUGAUGAAGUGCUCGCCGCCGCCGGGCUUGAGGUCGUUGCCGAGCCAAGCGCCGGUGGCGGCGGUUCCCAGGAAGAGCGACUCCUCCAGGCCAAGGGUGCCAACUUCCAGAAGCUCCGGGCGCUUCACCGCGCUCGCCUGGACAAGGCCCACAAGGACCCGAGGGCUGCCCAGGACGUGCUGGCUGAGCGCGACCUGGCGCUCGUCAUGAAGCAGGCCGACAUCGAGAAGGCCGAGGAACUGGUGAAGCAGGAGGCCGCUCAGGCCGAGGCCGCUCGGGAUCUGGAGGCCGAGAAGCAGCAGCGGAAGAACAAAGCCGGCAACCACAAGGAUUUUGUGGAAGGCGAGAACCGCUGGAUCGGCCGCCUUGAAGAUGUCGCUGGCAGGAUCACAACGCAGCUGGCCACCAUGGGGAUGGCGAGUGUGAGGUACACCCCGAAGCGCAACGCGAGCCCCAACGCCAGCUGA